AUGGGCCAUGGGGCGCACAGAGGAUGGCUUCUCCCCCUGCCGAUCCGCAGUUGCAGAGUGGGUUCCAGGGCCCUGGCAGGGGAGAAGGGGGGAAGCCCUGAGCCUGCCAAGCUGCCCCGAGUCAGCACCCAGGACACCGGAGGGGCUGGGAACCCCUGCUGUGGGCAUGGCUCGCUGGCUGCGGACGGUUGUUGCUUGCCAAGGGCUUGGAUUUGGAAUGUUGCAGAGGAAUACGCCCUGGGGUUGUUGCUGCCUGGCCCCCAGCACGCUUCGUCCUUGUCCUCGGAGCCAUGCUGUGGCUUUUGGUAUGCUGGAGAUGCCCCCCCACCUGCAGUGCCUCGUGCCCACUUGGGUCAGCAGCGGGGUAGCAGCUGGGGACCAACUGCGCUGCUACACUGCGUUAUCCUUCUGCUGGGAGAGAGGAAUGAACAUCUGCAUAGAUGCUCUCAGUGCAAGGUUGCUAAAUACUGUGGUAAAUCUUGUCAGAAAGAAGCUUGGCUGGACCACAAGCAGGAGUGCAGGUGUCUUAAGAGCGUCAAGCCUAAUUUUCCUCCAGACUCUGUCAGACUUGCUGGCAGGAUUGUUUUUAAACUACUUAGACAAUCAGUAUGCCUUUCUGAGAGACUCUACUCUUUUUCAGAUCUUCAGUCAAAUAUUGAACAGUUAAGUGAAGAAAUGAAAGGCGGCCUCAGGCACCUUACGCAGACGUUGCAACUGUAUCUGAAAACAGAGAUCCAGGAUGCGUCUCAAUUGCCACCUGCAAUUGAUUUUUUUCAGAUCUUCACAAAAGUAAGUGUUAAAAUGUGA
This is a messenger RNA of Fulmarus glacialis (Northern fulmar), 807 nucleotides long. RefSeq lists its product as uncharacterized. Gene Ontology annotation, cellular component: nucleus. Lineage: Eukaryota; Metazoa; Chordata; Aves; Procellariiformes; Procellariidae. The transcript is spliced from 5 exons. Bases 1 to 807 code for a protein of 268 amino acids. The record is from RefSeq and is a predicted model, not a curated record.